GUGGUUACAAGCAGCAGGAAGAACAGGCGUGUUCACAGAGGCCGAGUUCCUGUUCUCAGAUCACACAGGAACUAUUCAGACACUUCCCACUGUGUCAGGAUGAAGGUGAAGAUCUUCUGCUGCCUGUUAGCCUGCACUCUGGGCUCUAAUGUCACUGCAGGUUUAACCCAUGAAGGACUUAAGGAGGGGACACAGGUCAGUCUGCGCUGUCCUCACUCUGUGGAGGGUAAAGUGAGGUGGAGCAGAGAGAGUGGAGGAAGCAGAGCUGACAUACUUACAGCUGAUGGAGACGGAAAUAUAAAACACAUCAAUGAUCCACAGAAACGAUACAGUUCACUGGCUGAUCGAUCUCUGAUGAUCCUCAGAGCUGCUCUCUCAGACUCUGGCAGAUACUUCUGUAACCAUGAAGCAGCUGUGGAGCUGACAGUGAUCCCAUCAGGAACUAAAAUAGUGAGUGUUGCAGAGAGGAGCAGCAUCACUCUGAACUGUUCUCAUCAUGUUGGAGGAUCAGCUGUUCCCACAUGGAGCAGAGACUCUGGAGAAAUAAAUGAAGGAAGGAUUUCUGUUUCCACUGAGGACAAAACAUUAAGUAUAAGAGAAGCUGAGCCUGCUGACUCUGGACUGUACAACUGUGAUGGAAAACCAGCUGUUUAUCUGAAUGUGACCAAAGGACAGAGAUCUGACAGAGAUAAUGAAACAACCUCAGCAACAAUAACUACAACAGUUACUCAUCAGCCAGCAGAGACAUCUGCUCCGUCAGGUGUGAUUCCAACAAAGACAUCAGUCAGCUUCACAGCCAACCAUCAUCUGUUUGUCUUAGGGAUCCGAGCCCUUGCUGUCUUCGUCUGCAGCCUUGUUCUCGUCAUCAUUUACUUUAUUUGGAGACAAAAGUCUAAAAGACGAGGGGAUGACAAACAGCUCCACGUCUAUGAUGAGAUACCAGCUGGAGCAGAACUUCAUGUUAUAAAUGGAGCAACGCCUGCAUCAACAUACUGACAGACCCUGCAGAUUCCUGGAAGUCGCCACUGUUUGCUUUGAAGUCAGAGCUUCCCAGGAUUUCCCCCCUGACUGGGAUGAUCGUGCCUGAGCGUUGAUACUGGAUGUCUGCUUCUCCCUGGAGCACAGCUUCUCUUUCCACAUUUGUUUUGAUGAAGUCACUGUAAAUAAAGGCUGACUGUGAUUCUCCUGAGUGUGAGUCCACUUCAGUGUACAUGACAUUAUGAUACCAAUGAUAGCCUGUAAUGUAGGGACCAGACUGAUAAAGCUGCUGAUAUCAUGGAGGAAGGUAGAUGUGUGAUGUGUGGACGGGAAGUAAGGCCGACACUGGAGGUGGAUGCUAGCUGUUCUUCCAUGGUGCAGAUAGAAAUGGAGUAGGGGAAACUUUGAAGGUGGAGCAUGAAGAGAGGGUCAGACAGGAUCAUAGCGAGUGGUGAUUGAAGCAGAACUCUGACAUCCAGGUGCAGGGAACAGAGGUGACGCGAGGUGCUAAGUAAGGUUGGUGUUACAGAGAGAAAUGAAACUGAUUGUGAUGAAGGUGCACACAGGUGGGCUACAUCUAACACAGAAAGUGGAAAGUGAAAGCUAGGAGACUGUAAGGUGGUGUCAGGGGAGGAUGUAUAUCUGUGCAGCAUUUAAUGGUACUCUGUAGGAUGACUUUGAAGAAGAGGAGGUGAGUGAAGGUUGAUAGCUAGGUGGUAGCUACAGCAAAGACAAAGGCUUACAGUCACCUUUAUGUGACACUGAGAAAAGAGAGUGUAUUCGAGAGUGUGCUGAGAGAAUGGAAGGAGGAGCUAAUGAACGAACGGACGAGUAAGGAGGAAGUGAGGGCAGCCAUGAAGAGGAGGAGGCAGCUGGUCCACAUGACAUACCUGUGCAGGUAUGGAGGUGUCUGAGAGAGAGGCCCGUGGACUGUUUAACCAGAUUAUUUAACAUGAUCUAGAGUGAGGAGGUGGACUGGUACACAGAGGGAUAAACUGAUGAUACCAUGAAGAUUAUGGGAACAAUAGCUGUUGUUAAAGCUACGCUAAGAAGACGUGAGUUUGCAGUGAAGGCGAGACCUGCUGUGAUGUAUGAUGGGGAGACGGCAGCACUGACAGAGCGACAGGAGGCCGAGCUGAUGGUCAGAUUUUUAGGGAGUCUGAUGGUCUGGAUUAAAAGAGUACAUGAGAGAGUCGGCUCAGGUUUUGGAGACAAAGUUAGAGAGGUUGGGUGGAUUUUAACCCAAACGAUAAACCUGACCAAACCAGCAGAAGCAGAUUUUGACCCCACCAACCUCCUCAUGCAGAGUGUCAGUAAAAUGGAGCCAUCAUCUCUCAGAGGCCAGUAUCACUGC
This is a messenger RNA of Oreochromis niloticus (Nile tilapia), 2332 nucleotides long. RefSeq names its product hemicentin-1. Bases 100 to 996 code for a protein of 298 amino acids. The transcript is spliced from 9 exons. Gene Ontology annotation, biological process: heterophilic cell-cell adhesion; homophilic cell-cell adhesion. NCBI's taxonomy places the organism in Eukaryota, Metazoa, Chordata, Actinopteri, Cichliformes, Cichlidae. The record is from RefSeq and is a predicted model, not a curated record. Gene Ontology annotation, cellular component: adherens junction.